This is a messenger RNA of Pelodiscus sinensis (Chinese soft-shelled turtle), 3782 nucleotides long. RefSeq names its product pyruvate dehydrogenase kinase 1 (gene PDK1). NCBI's taxonomy places the organism in Eukaryota, Metazoa, Chordata, Testudines, Trionychidae. Gene Ontology annotation, cellular component: mitochondrion. The record is from RefSeq and is a predicted model, not a curated record. Gene Ontology annotation, biological process: protein phosphorylation; regulation of glucose metabolic process. Gene Ontology annotation, molecular function: pyruvate dehydrogenase (acetyl-transferring) kinase activity.
CCCCGUCGCCCCUCUCCAUGAAGCAGUUCCUGGACUUCGAUGUCUUGGGAGUUGAAGACCCCCAUCACUACCAAAUCCUGUGUCUUGGACGAUUUUGUUUGUUUUAAUCUAGUCUAUUCUCCCAUGCUGAGGAUCUGAAAAUGCUUGUGAAAAGACUUCAUUUAUGUUUUUGAGACAAGAGUUGCCUGUAAGAUUGGCAAACAUAAUGAAAGAAAUAAGUCUGCUUCCGGACAACCUUUUAAAAACACCAUCAGUUCAGCUGGUGCAAAGCUGGUAUGUCCAGAGUCUUCAGGAAAUCCUUGACUUUAAGGAUAAAAGUGCAGAAGAUUCACAAAUUAUUCAUAGGUUUACAGAUACUGUGAUAACAAUCCGGAACCGACACAAUGAUGUCAUUCCUACAAUGGCUCAGGGUGUGACUGAAUACAAGGAAAGCUUUGGUGUUGAUCCGGUGACCUGUCAGAAUGUGCAGUAUUUUUUAGAUCGUUUCUACAUGAGUCGCAUUUCAAUCAGAAUGCUCCUCAAUCAACACUCUUUGCUGUUUGGUGGGAAAAUUAAAGUUAAUCCAGCUCAGCCCAAACACAUUGGAAGCAUUGAUCCUAACUGCAAUGUUGUCGAAGUUAUUAAAGAUGGCUAUGAAAAUGCUAAGAGACUUUGUGAUUUGUAUUACAUGAGCUCUCCAGAACUUAUGCUUAAAGAGUUGAAUGCAAAAUCAUCAGGACAAUCCAUGCAAGUAGUGUAUGUACCAUCUCAUCUCUAUCACAUGGUUUUUGAGCUUUUCAAGAAUGCAAUGAGAGCCACCAUGGAACACUGUACUGAUCGAAGCAUUUACCCUCCAAUUCAAGUACAUGUCACAUUAGGCAAUGAGGACUUAACUGUGAAGAUAAGUGAUCGUGGUGGUGGCGUUCCUAUGAGAAAAAUUGAUGUACUGUUCAACUAUAUGUAUUCAACUGCACCACGUCCUCGUGUUGAGACAUCACAUGCAACACCUCUGGCUGGGUUUGGUUAUGGUUUGCCUAUAUCACGUCUGUAUGCACAGUACUUCCAAGGAGAUCUGAAACUCUAUUCCUUAGAGGGUUAUGGUACAGAUGCCGUUAUCUACAUAAAGGCUUUAUCAACAGAAUCAAUUGAAAGGCUCCCUGUGUAUAACAAGGCAGCUUGGAAACAUUAUAUGGAAAACCAUGAAGCAGAUGACUGGUGUGUGCCAAGCAGUGAACCAAAGGACAUGACCACAUUCCGCAGUAUAUAACUGUCCAGUAUCCAGAAACAGGAAACAUACUUUUGUUGUUUGCAAACACACUGCUUUGCUGGGUUACACCAAAUAUGGUUCAAAUUCUUUGUGGAAAUGUUUUUAGUGGGGAAUAAUAGGAAGUUGAAGUCCAGAACAGUUUUAUAAUACUACCUUGAGUAAUUAAAGCAAAGUAUACAGUUUAGGAAAUACACUUGUAAUUUGUUCCACUUUGUAUUUUCAGUUUACUUUCCUACCUAGAACUAAGGAGCAGUAAAACUAGAUUUUAAACAGGGUCCAUGGCAACUUAUUUCUCAGCUGCUUUGAAUAGCACAAAUCACACAACUCUGCUAAUGAAAGCAUUAUUCAAAUACCAGCUAGCUAGAGACACCAGUUAUUUGUACUGAGCAGUGGAUGAAGUUCUCAAAUGAUCUAAACAUUGAUGGAUGAAACAAUUAAGUAAUUUAAAGCAUUAAUAGACUUAUAAAUUCAGUCAGGCAACCUUUCACACUUUUCAACCAUCUUCUAGCCAAGGAGCUCAAAAGUGUAUUGCAACCUUGAAUAAAUUUAGCAAAAUUAGAAGCAAAUAUUUGAAUUUAAGUACAGAUGCUCCAGUAGGUAAUCAUGUAGUUUCAUUUACUGAAAUCAGUGAAUUUGUGUGUACUACCAGCAUUAGAUGCACUCAGAGGAACAAGGCAACAGCUAUAAACUAUUAAGUUGUGUUGUAUUUGCCUAUACAAUUUCAGCUCUGAAAAUAAUUUUUUAAAAUAGCUCUUUUUGAAAAUCCACUCUAAAUGCUGCUUUUGGUAUAAAGCGUUGUAGGUAUCUAAUAGUUACAGGUCUUCUGAGAACUAUAUUGAAAAUUCAUGACAGACAGAAGAUAGCAUACUUAAUGUGAAAUAGUAGCUUCUCAGGGUUUAUAAUAAAGAUUUACAGGUCAUGUCCAAAUAUCAUUUGUGAGUAGUGAGUAAUUUUGACACUCUGGUGAAACCUUGAGCUCGGGGAUCAUUUGUUAGGUGACACCAGUACUACUGUUAAUAAGCAGAAGGUAUUGCAAAAUUUGUUUCUUUACUGGGCAGAUCACUGAAAUAGCUGGACAACGGGUCUACCCAGUUAACCAGCUUUUCAGGUUUAUCUAGAGUGCAAUUAAUGUCAAAAUAUCAGUUUUUGAUAUACUGUUUUUUUUUCUUAUAAUAUUUCAGGUCUAUCCGCUCCCUUUCUAGUGAGGGAUGCAACCAUGCUGAUACCUUCAGCUUUGCUGUUGACCACACCAGCUAUUUAAGACCAUAUAAUCUCCAGGUCAUAGAUAUACAUCUCACUCAAUUCUCAUUUCCCCAAAACUCAGAAUGCUACAGUGAAGCACUUGCAGUCCCAGUGCCUAACAUAGAUGACCAAUGCUUAAUUCCUGUAUCGGUGAGGGAUGUGGAUGUGCCACCUCAGAAAGCACGACCUAUGUUUAGCACUCUACCAGAUCAAAAUAGAGUAGAGGAUGGUGGUCUGCCUGAUCACAACCCCGUGAUUUAUUACUGAAUAGAGAAGGAAAGAGACUGGAACAGUAAGUAUGUUACAGUCCUAUUUGCAUGGGAUAACAUCAGGAGAAUUCUCAUCUGCAAAUUGAGACUAGAUACUCCCUUACAUCAGAGGAGUGUUUGUUACAAACUUAAGUUUUGUUUGUGAGGCCCAACACCAUUGUAAAUACGUGUCAAAAAGGCAAUAUUUAUUUCCUAUAACUGAAUCCGGGCAGGAAAAGAGUUUAAAAAAUGGGGUCAAAUUUUAUAUAAAGGAGGGGAGUGUUUGCUAAAUGGCUGCAGCUGUCACUCUUGACAACCUAAUGCUUAAAGUAACAGCAUGGGUUUUUAAAAUGAAAAAAGUUUCAAAGCUUAUGUUAACAUAUUUGAACUUUUCAGGAAAAUUUGUAUAAAAUUUUGAAAUAUUUAAUUAUACUUGAAUUCAAUUAAACCGAUUUUAGUAACGUUUAAGAACAAAUAUGGCCAAUCAUUCUAUGGCAAAGCAUCGUAACAGUUUGCCUGUAAUGAAAAUCUUUUGAAAGAAUAAAAGAUUUCAUGUGGAAUUACUGAUGUAAAAAAACCUUUGCUUAUAUCGUGGCUACCCAUAGCUUAACCUAAGUUUUGAUUAUCAAAACAAGUCAUGGCCCUUAAACUAUUCCAGUGUAGAUUAAUACUUUUUUUUUUUCCUCCUCCACUGACUGUGGUGGAAAUUAACCGUUUAGUAAAUUUCAGAAUGUGUAGUAUUUACCCCUAGACAUGAGGGUUGACUUACUUUGUUUGAUUUACUUCACUACAGUAGCUGGUUAAAAACAUUGAUUUUAUACACACAUCUUCAUUGCUGAAAAAAUAAUCAGUGAGAUGGUUGUCAAGUAUCAACAGAAAAAUGAACUGGCUGCAACUAAGGUGAAAUGGAUAGUUCUCUUGAAACACUGGGAUUCAGCUAUAUAUUUAUAUUUGAAUUUUUGCUUGUGUGUGGCAAAGUGAAACUGCAAGGUAAUUUUUUAUCAUAUUGAAGCAAUAAAUAUGUCCAUUGAUGCAAUUUAUAAAAA